Messenger RNA from Pyrus x bretschneideri (Chinese white pear), 827 nucleotides. RefSeq names its product glycine-rich protein 23. NCBI's taxonomy places the organism in Eukaryota, Viridiplantae, Streptophyta, Magnoliopsida, Rosales, Rosaceae. The coding region runs from base 142 to 579 and encodes 145 amino acids. The record is from RefSeq and is a predicted model, not a curated record. The transcript has 3 exons.
AAUAAAAUGGGCCGUGGGCCUUCCUUGGGCAGAGGCACAAACCGUUUCUUCCUUUGAGGUGAUCAGCCAGACUCGGAAGAAAUCAGAACCAGAAUCAGAGGGGACACAGAGAGAGAGAGAGAGAGAGAGAGAGAAUUUGGGAUGAUGGGCAGCAGGGGGAGCAGAGAAGAUGAUGGAGGAGCGGGGAAAGGUUUGUUGUGGAAGCUUCCAAUCCUCAGAACCCAGCAACUAGGGAAGGUGGGUCCCGCCUUUGGCCUCGGCGCUGGCUGCGGCUUAGGUUUCGGCAUCGGCCUCCUCGGCGGCGCAGGAUUUGGUCCUGGGAUUCCUGGCUUGCAAGUUGGCUUUGGCCUUGGUGCUGGAUGCGGGGUCGGCUUAGGAUUCGGCUACGGUGUCGGAAGGGGCAUUGCUUACGAUGACAAUCGCAGAUACUCUAAUGUAGGCAACCUUUUUCGUGGUGAAAAUGUCGGCAUUUCUCCUGCUACUCAGGAUGAUAUUGGUGCACUUGUUGAGGAGCUUGUUGAUAAUACGAAGAAACUUGUCAGAGCUACUACAAGAGAGAUGGAGAAGUGGAGAAGAUGAGGUUGCUUUUGUGAGUUUUUUAUGAGUUCAUUCUCAGUGUAUAUUUGGAAUGAAUAUGAUUUAUAAUAUACAAAGCUAAGUUAUAAAAAUAUGCAUGUUUGGGAAUGGGGAUUACUAAGACAUGUAGUGUAUAUCUCCAUUGUCGAGGCAUACCAAUGCUUAUGAUUCUGUACACUGCCAUUGAAGAAAACACUUGUGACUCGCAUUACUUGUCUUUAGGAUUUCAACAUGUAGCUUUGUGGUUUGUA